Molecule: messenger RNA, 513 nt
Organism: Tremella mesenterica DSM 1558
Lineage: Eukaryota; Fungi; Basidiomycota; Tremellomycetes; Tremellales; Tremellaceae
Exons: 4
Coding region: 1-513 (170 amino acids)
Source: RefSeq, a predicted model, not a curated record
AUGGCGUCCAACUUUCAACCUACAUUCUACAACCUUUUGGGGAUGUAUCACCUUCUUCCUCUUCACGCCCCAUUGACGUUGUUCGUAUUAGACGCACCGUUCGGGAGGUUCGCUUCCAAGACGAGUAGAUUGAAUGUGAAUGGUAAUAUAGCUUGGUUCUCAAUGGAGAUCGUUGCUCCUCUUACUUUUUUGAUGACUUUGUAUCCCACUUUCCCAACAGGUAGACAACUGGUUUUAUCCAUUAUGUAUCUGAUACAUUACGCUCAUAGAGCCGUGUUGUCGCCUUUGAUACUUUCUCCAAAAAGGAGUAAACUACAUAUCAUCGUACCUCUCAUCGCUGCGGGGUACAAUGCGCUCUUUUAUCAAACCUUACCAGAAUCUACUUUGCCCUUCCGUAUCCCUUCCGACAAUGAUUGGUCUCUUCAUCGCCAGGAAAAAUUCGCUCCCGUGGACUGUCUGAAAUUGUUGAAAGAGGACAGGCGAAGAAGAGGAAGGAUUAUUGUUGACAUGUAG